AUGGUAAUAGCCUUUGUUUUAGUGGGAUGUGAAAAAUGCUUUUUACAUCAUGAUUGCUCUGAGAAGGUCUAUAUGCAACCUCCUCUAGGGUAUCAUCAUCCUCCUGGUAAGCUUGGAUUUGCUUCUAGUCACUAUGAUUCUGCUUUUUUUACUCGAUGUACUAAUGCUAAUAUUACCAUUUUGUUACUUUAUACCGAUGACAUAAUUAUUAUUGGUGAUUAUACUUCUGGCAUUGUUGAGCUUAAGAAAUUCUUGAGUCAGCUCUUUGAGUUGAAGAAUCUUUGCUUCCAUAGUUACUUUCUCGAGCUUAAGGUGUCUUCCAUCCCUGAUGGCUAUUACUUGUCCCAAGCUAAGUAUGCAUCAGAUCUUUCUCUUGCUGACCUUACUGAUUGUAAGAUGGGUGAUAGCACUCUUAAGAGCAACGUCAAACUCCUUAGUACUGAUGGGGAGGUUCUUUUAGAUGCUAAUAUUUAUCGUCAGUAG
Messenger RNA from Olea europaea var. sylvestris, 483 nucleotides. RefSeq lists its product as uncharacterized. Lineage: Eukaryota; Viridiplantae; Streptophyta; Magnoliopsida; Lamiales; Oleaceae. The record is from RefSeq and is a predicted model, not a curated record. The transcript has 2 exons. The coding region runs from base 1 to 483 and encodes 160 amino acids.